Rhodofomes roseus is the source of this 1490-nucleotide messenger RNA. RefSeq lists its product as uncharacterized. NCBI's taxonomy places the organism in Eukaryota, Fungi, Basidiomycota, Agaricomycetes, Polyporales, Fomitopsidaceae. Bases 137 to 1051 code for a protein of 304 amino acids. Gene Ontology annotation, molecular function: protein binding. The transcript is spliced from 3 exons. The record is from RefSeq and is a predicted model, not a curated record.
GCGUUGUGCCGUCAGGCAGUGUGUAUCAAGUAGCGGGGCGGGACGCGUCUCGCAGCGAGGCAUUCUCCUUCGUCUCUUCCUUUUCGUUCGCCCUCGCCUCUGUUUCUUACGGGUUUUUCUACAUUUCUUUUUCGUAAUGGCCAACCAGUUCGAUCAUUCUGUAAUGCGGGUACCGGGUGCCCAUGCUCGUCGCGGAGCAGUAUUCGUGCGCUCUCUCAGCGCAUCGCCCACGUCGGGGACAGUGGGCGUUGAGACCUCGUUUCCCGGCCUCAACACUCGCUCAAGCGAGGAGCAACUCUCAAAGGGGGAGAAGGCGGCUGUGAUAAUAUGUGUAGUCUUAUUCUUUGCCAUCCUGGGCCUCGCUGCAUGGAGGAUUGGGAAGUGGCGCCGCCGGAAGGCCCUCAUGAAAGCAGCGUCCUCCCACGUCAACGUCUCCUUCGCGGACCAGAAGCACAGCGAGAAGGCGGCCUUCUACGUCGACUUUGACAAGCUCGGUCAACAUAUGGAGAAGCCAGCGAUGAAGGUGUCCAUGCCAGCCACGCCCGCUGCGAGCAUGAAGCGGACGUCAACAAAGGGGCCAUGGACGCACAUCAUCCCUGGCUCGCUGCCCUCCGGGAAGAACAACUACCUCUUCGCCCAGAUCUCGGCUCGCCCACGUGAUGAGCCAUUCAGCGACUCUCCCCCGCCCUCGUAUAUCGCAGCAAGUAGUGCGAAACGAGUGGGACCGCCUGCCCUUGCCAUUCCACCAAGGCCGGAUUCCGCCAACGUCCCUAGUCCACGCUCAUCCUCGUUCGGACCCGACUCGCCCCUGUACAAGACGCCCGGCAAGGACCUCAAGCAUAAGUCCUUCCUCGGGAGCAAGCCCUUGCCACGCGUCAUGCUCGUACAGAGUACCUUUAAGCCGUCUCUUUCGGACGAGCUCCCCAUCAAGGCUGGCGAGAAGCUCAAGAUGCUGGAGGAGUACGAGGACGAGUGGUGCCUAGUCCAGCGCAUCGGGGGCGACAUGCAGAAGGGUGUCGUACCGCGCUUCUGCCUCCGCGAACAAUCAUGAACAUCCCCUCCGCACCCGCAUACCUGCAUGUCAGCGUAACGAACGAUCACGAAGCCCCGCGACGCCAUACGACGCAUCGACACUCCACCGCAUACCCACUGCGACAGCUCUACCUUACACGGCCAUUCUUUUGUACCCUUUGCAUUUACUUGAUAUUUAUCGCACUAGUCUACUGUCGCUUGAUCCGUGAUGUUACUAGUGCUUUGUUCUUCGUUAGUGCGGUGACCAUCCUCUCGCUCGCGUACCUGCUAGUCAGAGUCGAUCCGCUCCUUGUAACUUAUUGUCACGGACAGUGCUACGACGAACAUUCCUGGACAAUAUACUCUAUGUGGUUGCGGGUUGAAGUGCUCGCCUGCUAGACCAUAUCGAUGUUCCGAGUUCUGCGUCCGUUGAUCUGACUGGUUAUCUGGUUAUGAACGUGUUCAUUCAUUCGUAUGCU